This is a messenger RNA of Centruroides sculpturatus (bark scorpion), 918 nucleotides long. RefSeq lists its product as uncharacterized. The record is from RefSeq and is a predicted model, not a curated record. The transcript has a single exon. Lineage: Eukaryota; Metazoa; Arthropoda; Arachnida; Scorpiones; Buthidae. The coding region runs from base 1 to 918 and encodes 305 amino acids.
AUGUCUUACGUGACUGAAGCACUUUUCAAUGCUUGGAUUCAACUUAUGAAUCAGCCUCAGUUAAGACUCUUCUGUACCUGGCAUGUAGAUCAAGCAUGGAGAAGAAAUCUCAAUAAAAUUUGUAUCAUAGAAAAGCAAGCAGAAACUUACUUAAAAUUACAAGUGUUACUUCAAGAAAGAGACCAAGAUGCUUUUUAUCUCUUGGCAGAUGAGAUCAUGAGGAAACUUAAGGAAGACCCAGAUACCAUUGAUUUUGCUACAUAUUUUGCAAAUGUAUACAUGAAAAAUCCCACCUCAUGGGCUUACUGUCACAGGAAGUGGAGUGGUCUAAACACAAAUGCCCAUUUGGAAAGAAUGCACAUGACUUUGAAAUAUAUUUAUUUACAUGCCAAAAAUGUCAAACGACUAGACAAGGCAAUAAAUGCUAUCAUGAAGUUUGUAAAAGAUAAAACGUUUGACAGAUUGAUAGUACUUCACAAAGGCAAAGUUACUACUAAAUUAAGAGACUUAAAAUGCCAUAAACUGAGUGAAAAUUUAAGUUUGCAGGUCCUUGAACAAGAAGAUGGCUGGAUUGUAGAAUCUUCAUCACAAAGAGAACUUUACCAUAUAGAAGAAGUAACUAAGGACUGCAAGUGCCAGACAGUAUGUGUUCUCUGUAAAGCAUGUAUUUAUCAUUUCACCUGUACAGGUCUUGACUCAAACAUUCAUUGGAACAUGUGCAAACAUAUUCAUACAGUUUGCAGAUAUCUUCAGACUAAAGCAUUGCAACAAUUUCCAACAAAACAUAAAGAAAAUGAACAACACAUUAAUACAGAAUUGCAAUAUGAAUUAUUAAAUUCAUCAAGUGCAGAAAUGAUUGAUGAAAGAUUGAUUAUUUUUUAUGAUAAAAGAAAGGAAGUCAUCAUUGCUCGUAGAUAA